Scatophagus argus is the source of this 2320-nucleotide messenger RNA. It is a transcript of the gene chad, whose product is annotated as chondroadherin. Gene Ontology annotation, cellular component: extracellular matrix. Gene Ontology annotation, molecular function: protein binding. The coding region runs from base 1 to 1101 and encodes 366 amino acids. The transcript has 4 exons. Lineage: Eukaryota; Metazoa; Chordata; Actinopteri; Scatophagidae. The record is from RefSeq and is a predicted model, not a curated record.
AUGCGUUGUGUGAGCUGGUUGCUGCUGGGGACCUGCCUGCUGGUCCUGGGCCCCGCGGUGCAGGGAGCCCCGGGCCAAUGCCCCAGCCAGUGCCACUGCCACGGUGACCUUCAGCACGUCAUCUGUGACAACGUCGGGCUCAAGAAGAUCCCACAGGUGUCGGAGGUCACCCGUUUGCUGAACCUGCAGAGGAACAACCUGGGCAGCAUACCCACAGGGGCCUUCAGCGAAAGCAAGGGACUCAUCUCUCUGCACAUGCAGUACUGUCAGCUCCGAGAGAUCGGAUCCCAGGCCUUCAAGGGGCUGAAGAAGCUCAUCUACCUCUAUCUGUCCAACAACGAGAUCAACAGCAUCAAGACCGGCGCCUUCGAGGACCUCACUGAGCUCACCUACCUCCAUCUAGACGGGAACCAGAUCAGUGACCUGUCCAAAGGCCUCUUCUCCCCUAUGAUCAACCUCUUUAUCUUGCAGCUCAAUGACAACAAGCUGCGGGAGCUGCGGCCGGGGACCUUUACAGGUGCCAAAGACUUGCGCUGGCUGCACAUGAGUGGCAACGAGCUGACAACCCUACUUCCGGGCUCUCUGGACGAUGUGGAGAACCUCGCUAUACUUCACCUGGACAGGAACAAGAUGUCCACCUAUCCCAGUGCGGCAAUGAGCAAACUGCGGGUGGUGGAGGAACUCACACUGGGGAGGAACCCCAUGAGGACCAUCCCAGACAACGCCUUCCAGAGCUUUGGGCGCUACAUGGAGAAACUAUACCUGGACAACAUGGGCCUGGAGAGGUUCUCUGACGGUGCGUUUACUGGUGUGACGGCAGUGAAGACUCUGCACCUGGACAACAACAAGCUAAAGUCUCUUCCCAAAGGCCUCGAGUUUGGCACCAUCACCAACCUCACCCUCUCCAACAACCCGUGGAACUGCACAUGUCAGCUAGCCCCACUGCGCAAGUGGAUGGACUCCACCCGCAAACCUACGGACGCAGUGUGUGCUUCUCCGCCCCAGCAGAAAGGCAAACAAAUCAGAGACAGCAACGUCCUCAUUGGCUGCAAGGUCAAGGCAAAGAAAGCCAAAAAGGUACCAAAAGAGCAACGUCACUGAACACGCAGCUGAACAGGAGACGCCAAGGAGGAGCCCGUCCAGGUGACCGGCUACACUUGCAACGAAAGCAAUGCUAACCCAAUCUACUUCAAGACUGUCCAUCUAUUCAUCUGCCAAAUGUCACGAGUGUAAACACAGACAAAAGCAUUUAUAGAUAAACAUGUCCUCUGUCUCUCACACCCAAACACAUGAAGACCUUAAUGGACCUUUCACUUCUAUUCAUUUAUAUCAAAGAUGAAGACUUCAGUAUAAAGUGGAGAUCUACAACAUUAAGGUAACCAUCAAAACAAAGGGUGCAUUUGAGCAAAUGCAGGCUAUAAAAAGCACAAAGAACAUAUUCUAUAUUAUAUCUAUAUUAAUGUAGUAAUUGUCCACUUGAGGAGGGAAUGGAACAAAUUUAAAACAGUGUAGACAUUGAGGAGAAAGGAGCAACGUGAUCAUUCAUUUGGAGUCGUGCUUGGAAACGAGGCUAAUUAACAGCACUGAGAGUGAACCAAAACACUGAAGUUGCAGAACAGAAAAAUGCUAAAAGAGGCUAAAAAUCUCAAUAGAGCUGUAGCGUGUCUAAAGUGAAAGUGUUGCUCCUUUAUUUUGGUGGUUAUCUGCUAAGAAAAAAAAGACAGAUAUGGCUCGAAAUGAGAUAAAGAGGCAGAAUAACACAUCUAAACUAUGAGGGCUUAUUUAAUAUCCUCCAGCUGUCACUCUGGCAGACAUCGACAAGCGUUUGCCCUCCUUCCUUUCUAUUUUGUCAUGUCAGUCUUACACCCUCACUGACCAAGAGAACAUCACUUCACACAAGAAGGAUGCAGCAACUGAAGACCUUUCACCAAGAAGUUUCAAGAAACUAAAACUUUGAAGAUGUGGGUAAGCAGAUAAAAUACGUACAACUUCCAAGCUGCAUUUGUCUUAUAUUUCCAUUUUUCCUGUAUGAACGUCUUCUAAGAUCUACAAAACUGGACUUAGCUCAACGGCGUACGACUGAAACAAUUAAUAGGUUGAACUGAGUCAUCGUGUUGUCAUCGUUUACUGCAAAUUAUUUGUAUUACACUUCACAUUUUCUGAACUUCAAACUGGAAGAAAAAAUGAAUCACAUCACCUGUGAGGGUUUCUGACUUGUUGACUUUACGCAUCUCUCAUGUAUAUUCAAUGUAUUUACAAUGCCUGGACUUUUGGAGGUGGUCACAAGUGCUCACAUCCAAUAAAUCUUUUACACAGUGAA